Molecule: messenger RNA, 2015 nt
Organism: Hyaloscypha bicolor E
Lineage: Eukaryota; Fungi; Ascomycota; Leotiomycetes; Helotiales; Hyaloscyphaceae
Exons: 7
Coding region: 158-1753 (531 amino acids)
Biological process (GO): retrograde transport, endosome to Golgi
Cellular component (GO): membrane; Golgi apparatus
Source: RefSeq, a predicted model, not a curated record
CCGACGUCCCCUCGAUCAAGGUCCUUUACCAUUCCGGAGUUCGCGGAUCAAUUCUGGAUGGCCAUAUAACCUACGAGCAGACCUAGAUCUCCCGCCAUUUCUCUACGUGCUUUACUAUAUCACUCGCACCUCGCCAGCCUCGAGGCUCCAAGCAACCAUGAGAAGCUGGCUCCAUGGACUACUCCUGCUUGGGCUGUCCGUUGUGACAGCCGGUGCAAAUGAAAUGAAUAUGAACCAGGAGAACGACAACAGACAAAUAUGUAGUGGAAUGUACAGCAAGAAUGACUGGGGAGGAGAUGUAGACCCACAUAUACUGGUCAAAUGGGUGAAGCAAGACGUCCCAGAAGGCUCGGACCCAAUUGCGAGCAUGAUAAUCUUCGAAUGGAGGGAUUACGAUCUGAUCGGAAUAGAGAAUGAAUACCUAUGUGAUUCGGAUCCGAUCCAAGCCGGAUUUUGCAAUUCGAAUCAAACGGGAGAGUUUAUCUUGGCGCCAAAUGCGACUGACAUCUCAAAAAACGUCAUCUUCACUCAGGCGGUACACCUAAAGGACCCACCCCUACCAGUCAACUAUGGCAUCAAGAAGACGGGGUAUUAUUGUGUAGGCACCGCGGCUUUCUCACCAUUAGAUGCGCAGUAUAGUGCCACGGUCGAAUUUCGAAACGCAUACGGAGAGCUUCCGGCCGCUCAGAUUGCCAAGCUUCCGUUCUAUGGUGGUAUCACAAUUAUCUACGCAGUCAUUGGAGCAUUCUGGGCGUUCUUGUAUGUUCAACACCGGCAUGAUAUACUGCCCGUGCAAAACUACAUCACUGCAAUCAUCCUCUUCUUGAUAGUCGAGAUGCUAGUGACGUGGGGAUUCUACGAUUUUAUGAACCGGAAUGGAAGUACAGUCGGUGCGAAAGUGCUUAUGAUUGUGGUUGCAAUCCUAAAUGCCGGGCGAAACUCCUUCUCCUUCUUCUUGCUCCUGAUCGUCUGCAUGGGCUAUGGUGUUGUUAAACACACCUUAGGCAAAACGAUGAUCUAUGUUCGGUAUCUAGCUGCGGGACAUUUUGUCUUUGGCUUGAUCUAUGCAAUCGCAAGCUUGACUGUCACCCCUGAGAGUGCCGGUCCUCUUGUGCUCUUCAUUAUUCUCCCAUUGGCUGGCACAUUGACCGCCUUCUACGUGUGGACCCUUAACUCUCUAAAGGAGACCAUUAGAGAUCUUGUUGAGCGCAAACAAACCGUCAAACUCUCCAUGUACCGACAGCUCUGGUGGGCAAUCCUCCUCUCCAUUAUGGUGAUCUUUGGCUUCUUCUUCUUUAACUCCUUUACCUUUGCUUCAUCUUCGAGCCCGGACUUUGUACCCUUCCACUGGAAGACUCGUUGGUUUAUCCUCGAUGGCUGGCUCAAUUUCGUCUACCUUGCCGACGUGAUUUUCAUCGCCUACCUCUGGCGUCCUACCGCUAACAACCGACGAUUCGCAAUGUCGGACGAGUUAGCUCAAGAUGAUGAAGGUUUUGAGAUUGCAGACUUUGGCGCAGAAGAUGACGAUGAUGAUGAUCCAGAAAGUGCGGCAGCACACAGAGGGGAUAGGACGCAGCCGGGUCAAGAAGGCCCAAGAUAUGAUCCACCUCCGGGAGCCAAUACGGCGAAGGAGAUCCCAAGAGAGAGUCUUGAUGGCGAGACGAUUUUUGCCGUUGGGGAAGAUGGAGAUCGGUGGUCGGACGAGGGGAGUGAUGAGGAGAGAGGGAAGUUGGUGCAUGAUCAAGGGAAAUAAAUUCCGGCUUUGGCAUUUUUAUGGAUGUACUGUACUUUUAGAGGUUGGUCUCGGGUUCUCAUUGACGCUAGACUGUGUUUAUAUCCUCAUUUUUGUUCCUUGAAGUCUUUCGUGUGAGGAAAGAGAUCGUGAGAGGAGUUCAGAUCGACCUGUGAGAUGAAUUCAAUACACAUCCAAAAGAGCUCUUCAGGGCAGGUCGUGGGUGGGUCAAGAAUUAGUGAACACUGUGCAGAGGUCAAUCCAGAGCCACAAUUAAUCGGGU